Momordica charantia (bitter melon) is the source of this 2028-nucleotide messenger RNA. Its product is annotated as eukaryotic translation initiation factor 3 subunit D. The record is from RefSeq and is a predicted model, not a curated record. Gene Ontology annotation, molecular function: translation initiation factor activity. NCBI's taxonomy places the organism in Eukaryota, Viridiplantae, Streptophyta, Magnoliopsida, Cucurbitales, Cucurbitaceae. Gene Ontology annotation, cellular component: cytoplasm; eukaryotic translation initiation factor 3 complex. Gene Ontology annotation, biological process: translational initiation.
UUAGGGUUUUUCUACUUGCCCUUGUCUCCUUCUCAUCUCCCUCUCCUCCGCCGUCAGUUCUCAUCUCUCUCUCCCGCCGUCAGUCCUGCUGCUCAGCCAUUGUUCGACAUGGUCGGAGCUUUCGAAGUCGGAGCUGUCCCCUACAACCCAGACGGUUGGGGUCCGCCGGACUCCACCGCCACUCUCGCCGCAUCCUCCAACCUCCCUCUCAAUGUGCCCUUUGCCCCAUUCUCUCGCUCCGACAAGCUUGGCCGGAUCGCCGAUUGGACGCGCACAAUCAACAACCCCGGUCGCCCCAAGACCGCUUCCGAUUCCGUCUUCGAUUUCACCAAUGACGAUUCCUUCCCCGCCAACGCCGACGAGGACAUGUCCUUCCGUUUGGUUGAUGGAAAGCCUCCUCCGCGUCCCAAAUUUGGCCCUAAAUGGCGAUUCAACCAGCAACGAACGCAGCUGCCCCAACGCCGCGACGAAGAAGUUGAGGCUCGGAAGCGCGAGGCUGAGAAGGAGCGGGCUCGACGCGACCGCCUCUACAACCUCAACAGGUCUAAUGUCAAUGCGCCGCGUCGUGAGGCUGCUGUUUUCAAGUCCUCCGUGGAAAUUCAACCGGAAUGGAACAUGCUCGAUCAAAUUCCCUUCUCCACGUUCUCGAAGCUGUCCUUCUCUGUUCCUGAGCCCGAAGACCUUCUUCUGUGCGGUGGGCUAGAGUUCUAUGAUCGAGCGAACGACCGAAUCACUCCCAAGAACGAGCGCCGUCUCGAGCGCUUCAAGAAUCGCAACUUCUUCAAGGUAACCACUACCGACGAUCCUGUCAUUCGUCGUCUCGCAAAUGAGGACAAAGCCACAGUUUUUGCUACUGACGCGAUCCUUUCCACGCUUAUGUGUGCUACAAGAUCGGUUUAUUCCUGGGAUAUUGUGGUUCAGCGUGUUGGUAACAAGCUUUUCUUUGAUAAGAGGGAUGGGUCGCAACUUGAUUUGCUUGCCGUCCACGAGACCUCGCAGGAACCCUUACCAGAGGCGAAGGACGAUAUCAAUUCUGCUUACUCACUGAGCGUUGAAGCCGCUUACAUUAAUCAGAACUUCUCGCAGCAAGUUUUAGUUAGGGACGGUAACAAGGUGGCCUUUGACGAGCCAAAUCCAUUUGCAAAUGAGGGCGAGGAGGUCGCUUCUGUGGCUUAUAGGUAUAGGAGGUGGAAACUCGAUGAUGAAAUGUAUCUUGUGGCAAGGUGUGAGGUUCAAAGUGUUAUGGAGGUUAAUAAGCAGAGAUCGUUCUUGACUUUGAAUGCUCUCAAUGAAUUUGAUCCCAAGUAUUCUGGUGUUGAUUGGAGGCAGAAAUUGGAGACACAAAGGGGUGCUGUUUUGGCCACUGAGUUGAAGAACAACGCUAAUAAAUUGGCAAAAUGGACAGCUCAAGCUUUGUUAGCUAGCGCAGAUAUGAUGAAGUUGGGGUAUGUCUCUAGGGUUCAUCCUCGUGAUCACUUUAACCAUGUUAUCUUAGCUGUGGUUGGAUAUAAACCCAAGGAUUUUGCAGCUCAGAUUAACUUGAAUACUUCUAAUAUGUGGGGUAUUGUCAAAUCUAUUGUGGAUUUGUGCAUGAAAUUAAACGAAGGUAAGUAUGUUUUGGUUAAGGACCCGUCGAAACCACAGGUUCGGAUCUAUGAGGUUCCUGCAGAUGCAUUUGAGAACGAUUAUGUUGAGGAGCCACUGGCUGAGGAGGAUCAAGUGCAACCACCAGGAGAGGAUGAAAAUGGUGCAACUGAUAAUGUGGCAACAAAUGAUGCAGAAGAGAAGGUUGAUGCUCAAGCUUAAAGUGCAUCAUUUGUGUCUCUUCCAAACUUGUUCGGGGAAGUUAAAAUUUUAACCUUUUGUUUCUAUUACGUCCUUUCUUUUACUGAGUUUGUUAUUUAUAUUGGUUUUGGAUUCUGGCUACCAUAAUAUGAUACUUGAAACAUUUUCCAAGCACAGCUGGUUAUGCUUUCAUGGAAGUUUUGAACAUGAGUUAUUUCCUUGAAUCGUAUGUUUCUUUUCUGA